Populus euphratica (Euphrates poplar) is the source of this 2628-nucleotide messenger RNA. Its product is annotated as (R)-mandelonitrile lyase-like. The record is from RefSeq and is a predicted model, not a curated record. Lineage: Eukaryota; Viridiplantae; Streptophyta; Magnoliopsida; Malpighiales; Salicaceae. Gene Ontology annotation, molecular function: oxidoreductase activity, acting on CH-OH group of donors; flavin adenine dinucleotide binding. The coding region runs from base 211 to 1854 and encodes 547 amino acids. The transcript has 4 exons.
AAAAUAAAAACAUCGCUCAAACAUUAAGUCUUCCCUGUGACCGCUGCCACAAUAAAAUAAAACAGUCCCAUACACCAUUACGAUAUGUAUACAUCCGUGAUCAUCCAAGAUGCAGAGGAAAAAGAAGUCGGUCGGCACAAUCAAGGGCUAAAUCAUGCCUGCUGCCUAUAUUGGAUAGUUGAAGACGUUUUGUCAGCUUAAGAAGUCCCUAUGGAGUGGGAAAUCAAAAUACCAGAGAUGGAGCUUCUAUCAAUUAUUCAUGGCCAUGGGCUUGUAGCAGCUUUUAUUUUUCUACUGAUCAACUUGUUUCCGUCUUCUUCUUUGCCUCAAGGAAACAGGCUCCCUUACAUGACUUCAAACGUCAAAGAGGUAUUAGGAAAGUCCUUUGAUUAUAUAAUUGUGGGGGGAGGCACCGCCGGAUGCCCCCUAGCUGCAACUCUUUCAGAAAAAUUUUCUGUGCUUCUGAUAGAACGAGGAGGCUCACCGUAUGAAAAUCCUAUGUUGUUGGAUAAGAAGUACUUUGGCUUCCCAUUUCUCCAAACUGACGAAUUUUCAUCUGUGGCUCAAAGAUUUAUCUCUAGAGAUGGAGUUCCAAACCUAAGAGGACGAAUCCUUGGAGGAACGUCAACCAUAAAUGCUGGUUUCUAUAGCAGAGCCAGUGCUGACUUUAUUAAAAGAGUUGGGUGGGAUGAAAAGCUGGUGAAGGAGGCCUACGAGUGGGUGGAGUCUAAAGUUGUGUUUAAACCUCUGUUAACCAAGUGGAAUUCUGCUGUUAAGUCUGGCCUUCUUGAAGCAGGAAUUCUACCUUAUAAUGGUUUCAGCUGGGAUCAUAUUGCGGGAACAAAAAUCGGUGGAACUGUGUUUGAUGCAAACAGAAAGAGGCACAUCUCAGCUGAUCUUCUAGAAAGAGGGAACUCAAGUAAUAUCGUAGUUCUUCUGAAUGCUACUGUGAAGAAUAUCGUCUUCCGAAGGGAUGAUAAAGGAAAAAAGAGCAUAGUUCGUGGUAUCAGAUUCAUUAAGAGCAACGGCAGCAUAAAUCAAACUUACGAAUCUUACCUUACCCAACCAGAGAAUUCGAGUCCACAGGGUGAUGUUAUUUUGUCGGCAGGAGCGAUAGGCAGUCCCCAAAUUCUAUUGCUAAGCGGCAUCGGACCAAAAGAACAUCUUGGGAACUUCAGCAUCCCACUUUUUCUGGACUUGAAAGGGGUUGGACAAGAUAUGCAAGACAAUCCUGGAAUCAUCUUGAUCCCAAGGGCCAAACCUGAAUAUCGGCUACCAGAAUCGCCUCAAGUUGUUGGCAUAGCAAAAGACUUCAAAUUCGUUGUUGAGGGAUUUGUGCUCCCAGUAAGCUUCAAUGCAACGACACUUAUGCGAAUUUCAAUUAAGUUGGCAUUUCCAGAAUCGAAAGGGAAGCUCGAAUUGAACAGCACAGACCCUAGGCAGAACCCUGUGGUGCUGUUCAACUAUCUAGCAGAGGAAAAAGACUUGAGAGAAUGUGUCCAGAUGGUUCAACUGGUUAAGAAAGUAGCAAGGUCCAGGUCCAUUGCUCGGUUCCUGGGAGCCAAACCCCUAAUUAAUGUGACAUCCAAUCCCAAUGAGCUAAGAAACUUCUGCAGGAAGAACGUGAGGACUUAUUAUCACUUUCACGGUGGUUGUUCUAUAGGAUCAGUUAUCGAUAAUGACUAUAAAGUAAUUGGAGUGAAGGGAUUGAGAGUAAUAGAUGGCUCAACACUCUCCGAAUCGCCAGGAACAAACCCCAUGGCCACGCUUUUAAUGCUAGGGAGGUACCAAGGGAUCAAGAUUCUCAGGGAAAGGGAGGAUGCUUCUGCAUUUGGUAACCAACAACACCCGUAAUUAACGAACUCCCAACUUCAGCUAUAUGUAUCAUUUCUAUAGAUUUUAGACAAUUUGCUGGGAAGUUCAGUCGAAGGAAAUAAUUCACCGUUUUAUGGUUAUUGUCCUUACUUACAUUGCAUGACUCAUCUUAUUCUGCUCUCCACAAUGGUCAGAGAGUUCCCAAUUACACUCUAGAACUAAAUAUUUUUUCUUGAGUUUAACUUACUGACCAACCAAAGAAUAGUUUACCUAUUAAAUCGCUUUUCACAUCUUCGUGACUUAAGAGUUAAGCACAACAUUCUGCAGCAGUAUCAAUCAACCAAUUAGCUGCGAAAUCUUAAAUUGACAGAGCGAGAAGUGACAGAAUGCUUAAAUUGCUUGUUCCCUGCGAAGUCUUCAAUUUCAGAAAAGCGCAUAUGAAAAAUAUCAGAGCAAGCAAUCACUAUAGCUGCAAAAUCAUCAAAUUUUAAAUUUGAGCCUGUCCGUUGCUUUGCAGGGCACGCCACUCACAAAAUGGAUUUUCCUGUUGAAAUGCCUUUGUUGUCUGGAUACUCCAAUUAAUAAUUCUACACCUCCUGUGGCAAAAGGUGAGAACGCUAUCAGAGCCCUUUAAAUUUAAACUUGGUGCUGCUUAUUUUCUGUAACAAUAUUCAUGUGGAUUGUUCGACAACUAACGAAUUUGUUUGUGUUGAAAAUUGAUGUCGGAUUUUUAAAAAGUUGUCCACAUCCUUUUCUGCAAUCUCACAAAACAGAAAAGCAUAUGAGAGAAAUAAAAGAGAAAUGAAAAUCAAA